AUGAUUGUGGUCUAUUGGGUAGAGACUGGUUUCUCAACUCAAUGGUGCUUUGAGAACUUCAUCCAGCAUCGAUCGAUGAGACGGGCGCGGGAUGUUCGUGAUCAGCUCCAGGGACUCAUGGAGAGAGUUGAGAUGGAGAUUGUGAGCUGUGGUAUGGAUAGUGUUGUUAUUAGAAAGGCUGUAACCGCUGGUUUCUUCUACCAUACUGCACGCUUCAGUAAGGGAGGUAACUACAAGACAGUCAAGCACCAACAGACAGUCAUGGUUCAUCCCAAUAGCGGUCUGUUUGAAGAACAACCAAGAUGGCUCAUCUAUCAUGAACUUGUCUUUACAACCAAGGAGUUCAUGAGACAGGUGAUAGAGAUAGAGAACGGUUGGUUGCUAGAGGCUGCUCCACACUACUACAAGGCCAAGGAACUGGAGGAUGCAUCAAGCAAGAAGAUGCCUAAGGGUGUCGGCAAGUCAGCCGGUAGCUGAUCGGAGUUACAGAAGACUGGUAUCAUUGGAGGACUAGAUAUGGGGAUGAGUGCCGGCCAUCAUCUGGUAUCGUUGAGAUGGGACUCACUUAGAACAAACUAAAGGACAGACUUAUUCCAGUUAUGUGCCUUUCUCUUGUCACUCUUUGAGUCAAGGAUCAUCUAAGGAUCAAUUGUGUAUGUAUGGGGGUACCUGCCAUCACCCAUUUCAGAUCCGCUAGACCCCACUUAGAUUAAGCAAAAAGAUAUCUCCUAUUCCAGAUAUAGCGAGUAUACAUCUUUGUAUGGUCUCUUUCUGUCAAGCGUCUUUUGAAAAUCAAUUUUUGAUUGAUGAGUGCCGAGCAUCACACAAUUCGGAUUCAUUAGACCUCACUGAAAACAAAGACAUCUCUUAUUGCAGAUCUGGAGAGAAUUUAUCUGUAUUGUCUCUUACUGUCAGUCAUGAUCUUCAAUUAUGAGUAAAUGUUGUUGGCCAUCCUGUGGUAGAAAUGAGCUAAACAUCACUUAGAACAAGCAAAAGAACAUCUUUGAUUCCAGAUAAGGAGAGAAUGUGGCACUUCCUUAGCUUGCAAUCAAGCAUCGUUUGAUGAUCAAUUGUGAGUAAUGAGUGCUGGCCCUCAACUUGUAAAGCUGGACCUUCCUUUAGAACAAAAAGUGGGACAAAAUCUAGAGAGAAAUACACCUUUGUCUCGUCAUCUGAGGAUCAUUACGAGCGAUGUGUGCUGUCCCUCAAUUGGUAAGAAUACCUUUGUGAAGGACUGUCAAAGCAGUUUCACAUUGUAUCGAAGGUGAUAGGCUAGUGAUGGUUGCCUAGGUGACAGGAAGCUCAUUUAAGGUGCAUUCCUGCAUCUACUGCUGGCCGUCACUUAUCCAAGAUGUAUUAGUU
Messenger RNA from Strongylocentrotus purpuratus (purple sea urchin), 1362 nucleotides. RefSeq names its product pre-mRNA-splicing factor ATP-dependent RNA helicase DHX16. Gene Ontology annotation, molecular function: RNA binding. Gene Ontology annotation, cellular component: intracellular anatomical structure; catalytic step 2 spliceosome. Bases 1 to 477 code for a protein of 158 amino acids. The transcript is spliced from 4 exons. The record is from RefSeq and is a predicted model, not a curated record. Lineage: Eukaryota; Metazoa; Echinodermata; Echinoidea; Camarodonta; Strongylocentrotidae.